AUGAGGACGAUGGAGAUGGAGAUGGAGAUGCUGACGGUGAGGAAGGUUGCUGCUGCCGCCUUUUUCGACAAUGAUCCGGCUAAUGUAGCGUUGAUCAUUGUCUCGUCAUCGAUUAUAGUCCUUUUGUUUCUCGUCAUAUGCAUAUACAAGGUGUUUUUUGCCGGGUCAAACACGGGGGAAUACCAAAGCUUGUCGUCGUCAAUCACCGAUAAUAUCAUGGGGUCGUUCCUGAACGAUGUUCCCAGGGAGUUCCUCAACGAUGAGGAGAGCUUGAGACACUUGGAAGAGCAGUUUGAUUUCACCAAAUUGUCGCCGGAAGAACAACAACAAUACUUGAAAGGUCAGGAAUUUACUGUUGUUCGCCCGCCAGAUUUCAGCAAGAUCCGGGGCAAGACGUUCAGUAUAGAUGAUGAGAAACUCAUCAAAGAGUUUGGAAUCAAUGCCUUUAAAUUUGACAUGGAGCCAAACAUAUUGAAUCCGCACUAUGUUGUUGCCGAUAAGACUGAAUUGAAUUUCAACAACAACGACGAACCUUACUGCACUUCGACUGCUAGUUUGAACUACCCUUUGCCGGUGAGAAACAGGUUGUAUUCAGAUACCAUCUAUUUCGAAACCAAGGUGUUUGAAUACGCCGAGACGACUAAUACACAACAUUUUGCCAUUGGGUUAAUCACGAAACCUUACCCGACAUCGUUUAGAUUGCCCGGUUAUAACAAGUUCUCCAUUGCUUACGAAAGCACUGGUAAUUUGAAAAUCAACAAGCCAUUUCCUACUCCGUUGCAGCAGCAUCGAGGAGACCAUAGUGAGUUUAAUGCAUUGGUGUUGCCACCUUUGCUGCAAUCCGACGUGGUUGGCUUUGGCUAUGUCAUACCCACUGGUACCAUAUUCAUCACCAGAAAUGGCAAAAAGCUAUUGGACGUGAUGAAGGGAUGUUUUGUUGACAUGUACCCUGCAGUGGGAUGUUUCUCAACCAAUGCUAAAUUCCAAGUCAACUUGGGGCAAAGUGGCUUUGUUUGGAUUGAAGCCAACGUGAGACGUUAUGGUUUUGUCUCGACUAGCGAUUAUAAAAAAUUAGCGGGCGAUCGUGGUUUGGCCAAUUUGCCUGAAUAUGGCAAGAUUAACUCGACAGCCAAUGAUAAGAUUUUGGACAAGGGGGAAGAGUUGCCACCACAGUAUGACCCCGAGGAAGAGUUGGAUUUCUUUGGCAGAAGCUCUAAUGACAUCACUCGGAUCGGGUCGAGUGCCCAGCACAUGAGGCUCAAUGAGAAGCCAAAGAAGAACGAGGAGGACGAGGUGAAGCCUCCUGCUGUUGCUGAUGAUUCUAAUGUGACCAAUGAGCCUGAGGAAGUGAUGAAUUUGAGGGAGAGGAUUUACGAGCAAAAUAUCCAGAAUGAAGAGGAUGAGCGAGAUGAGGGAACUCCUUUGCUCCUGGAUGGGGGAGACGGCGUUUAUGAUGGGUACGCUCCUUCCCAAGAGAAAGAACCCUCUUUGGAGCCAGCUGUAGCAGCUGAAGAGGAUCGCGAGAACGAGAACGAGAACGAGAACGAGAACGAGAACGAGAACGAGAACGAGAACCACGGGGAUGCCCAGGAAGCCGCAGAAAACCAAGUCACGGCUGCACAACCAAAAACUCAAGCACCACCUUCAACCAACGAACCAACUGUUGAAACUUUACCAUCUCCAGAACCCCAACCCACGGAAGCAAACCCCGACGCUCCUCAACUACCCCAAUCCAGGGAAGCAAACCCCGACGCUCCUCAACUACCCCAACCGCAACCGCAACUGACCGAAGCUAACGCUACUCCCGAGGCAGAGCCCUUGUCAACGUCAACACCACAAUCCGAGUCGGUGCCAGCGGAAGGCUCCCCCGCCGUUGAAGACGCCCCACUGUCGAGAGACUCGACGCCCGAGGAUGACGCCAACGAAACCAACGAAACCAGCGAAAUCAACGAAGUUUCACAAUCAACGAUAAAUACCCCGGGUACCAAUACCUCCUCCAACGGCAAGAAGAAGAAGAAGAAAAACAACAAGAAGAAGAAAGGCAAGAAGAAGUAA
Messenger RNA from Lodderomyces beijingensis, 2055 nucleotides. The record is from the annotation of a GenBank genome assembly. NCBI's taxonomy places the organism in Eukaryota, Fungi, Ascomycota, Pichiomycetes, Serinales, Debaryomycetaceae.